AUGUCUGUUCCAGCAGAAGUCAUCCAAAGCCUCCUGAAUGCAAAGAUCAAUCCAACAGCGAACGCACUCACACAGGGGAACGUGAGGCGCAUUCUGUGUGAGGGGACUGAGCUGGACAACUACAUCCAAUUCAUGAUCCGGGACGAGAGAGAAGCCUUUCAGAACGUCAGCUGCUCCUUGUCUCCGCAGCAGCUGAUUAACACACAACAAGUUCUGCUGCAAAAUCUGGAUGCUGGAAAAGUGCUCGCCGAGGUUCCAUCAAACCUAGGACUGGAUCCAUUGGCCACAGCUCUACUAAUCCAAAGCACCUCGAUGAAAGCUGCACGGGUCUUGGAGGCAUGGAGAGAGUUUCGGGAUUCUCAAAGCGUUGAAUCCGCUCUCUUGCUGGAUUUUCGCCGAGACAUGUUUGGAAGUUUUGACAAGCUAAUGUGUGGAAAGAAGCCGAACGUUACCGCCACCGGGAUUGUCCGCACACACAUUUCUCUGAGGGCAGGAGAGGACAUCUUCUCCGGUCUUUACGAUGAUUCUGCAAACAACAGCUCAGAUUUUUGUCAGACCCUGCGUGACAUCCUGCAGAACACUCCGCAGCUGCGCUACAUUUGGAGCACCUUCAAGCCGCUGGUGCAGGGAAAAGUCCUCUUCACGCCUGAUACGCCCAUGACUCGCCUCAUGAUGCAGGAAGCAAACAGCACGUUUAACACCUUGGCCAUGUUGAAGGAGAUUGCUGAUUCAUGGGAGGAUGAACUUGGCCCACGUGUGUACAACUUCCUUCAGAAUAGCUUUCAAGUCAAUUCAUUUCGGAGACUGUUGAAGAAUCCACUGUUUGCUGCGCUUGUGGACCAGCGUCUCAAUGGAACUGGCUGGACCUCAGAGUUACUGGCCAACUUCCUCUACAAUGGCCCCCCAGAAGACCGUCCCCCAGACAUGCCACAGUCUGAUUGGAGAGACAUGUACAAAACCAUUACUCAAAGCCUCAAACUCCUGUCAACAUUUAUUGGGUGUCUGGAGCUCGAUAAGUUUGAGGCGAUGCCAACGGAGGGAACUUUGGUCAGCAGAGCGUUGGAUCUCCUCGACAAUGAGACGUAUUGGGCUGGAAUUGUCUUUGAAACCGUCACUCAAAGCUCCACUGAGAUGCCGCUGUACAUGAAGUAUAAGCUGCGGAUGAAUAUCAAUGAAGUCGAGAGGACCAACAAAAUCGAGGAGAGGGGAUGGUCUCCUGGGGCCAGGGACAGCAGCUUUAACGACCUGCGCUAUAUAUGGGGCGGCUUCUCCUACCUGCAGGACAUGAUCGACCACGCCAUCAUCCGCCUGCACACGGGGAGGAACCAGACACUCGGGGUGUAUGCGCAGCAGAUACCCUACCCCUGCUACGUGGACGAUGAAUUCACGUCCAAUGUCGGCGCCAUCCUCCCCAUGAUCCUCGUCCUGGCCUUCAAUUACACCGUGUGCACGAUCAUCAAAAGCCUGGUGCUGGAGAAAGAGCUCCGCCUUAAGGAGAUCCUCCGAGCCAUGGGCAUCCAAAAUAGUCCCAUCUGGAUCUCUGUGUUCCUCCGACGUCUCGCCACCGUCCUCCCACUGUUCCUGACCCUAGCUUGGAUUUACUCGGUGGCCAUGAUAGUCAAGAGCAUUGUGAUUGAGAAGGAGGCGCGGCUAAAGGAGACUGUCAGAAUCAUGGGCCUGAAGAGCGCCAUCUAUUGGCUGAGCUGGGCAGUGUCAUGCAUUCUGCCCCUGGCUUUUAGCUCUUUUCUCCUUACUAUGAUCUUGAAGUAUGGUCUGGUGCUGCAGUACAGUGACCCGUCCUUGAUCUUCGUCUUCCUGUUGGUUUUCUGCCUGGCCACCAUCACCCAGUGCUUCUUCAUCAGCGUCUUCUUCUCCAAAGCAAACCUGGCUGCGGCGUGUGGAGGCCUCAUAUACUUCCUCCUGUACCUCCCGUACGUUCUUUGCUACACCUGGAGAGACGUCAUGGGCUUUCCACUCAAGAUAAUAGCGAGUCUGUUGUCGAGUGUGGCCUUUGGAUACGGCUGCGAGAGACUCUCCAAGUAUGAAGAACAGGGAAUCGGCAUUCAGUGGCACAACAUCGGCAUCAGUCCAGAGAAAGGGGACCGUUACAGCUUUAUUGUGUCCAUAUUUAUGAUGCUGUUUGACGCGCUGCUGCACUGGCUGCUCACCUGGUACAUCGAGAACGUCUUUCCAGGACAAUAUGGGAUCCCAAAGCCAUGGUACUUCCCAUUCACCUCGUCUUACUGGUGUGGGAGGAGCACGGCGCCUGCCACUGACCCCAGUUUAUUCAAGGACUACAGUGAACACAGCGACUACCUGGAGAAACCACCUGCCGACGAGAAAGUGGGUGUUUCCGUCCGAAAUCUUGUCAAAAUCUACAAGACCGGAAAGAAACUCGCUGUGGACGGUCUGAGCGUGGACUUCUACGAAAACCAGAUCACGUCUUUCCUGGGCCACAACGGCGCAGGCAAAACUACCACCAUGUCUAUUCUGACAGGUCUUUUUCCUCCAACUUCUGGCACCGCGCUCAUCAACGGCUACGACAUCCACUCUGACAUGGACACCAUCCGGAAAUAUUUGGGAAUGUGCCCACAACACAACGUUCUCUUCAGCGAACUAACUGUGGAGGAGCACAUUUACUUUUACGCACGGCUGAAGGGACGCAGCAAGGAUGAAGUUAAAGAGGAGAUGGAGCAGAUGAUCAAAGAUGUCGGGCUACUGCACAAGAGGAAAGAACGGGCCAAAAACUUAUCUGGUGGCAUGCAGAGAAAGCUGUCAGUGGCCAUAGCCUUUGUUGGCGGCUCAAAAAUAGUCAUCCUGGACGAGCCAACAGCUGGAGUGGACCCGUAUGCAAGAAGAGGCAUCUGGGAACUUCUGCUUAAGUAUAAAAAAGAUCGGACCAUCAUAUUGUCCACACACCACAUGGAUGAGGCUGACAUCUUGGGCGAUCGCAUUGCCAUCAUCUCCCAUGGGAAAAUGCGUUGCUGUGGCUCCUCACUUUUCCUCAAGAAGCGAUUUGGGAGCGGCUACUACUUGACUCUGGUCCAGAACGGAGCUGAGAAAAUGACCAUGCAACGGACUGGGAUGAUACAGACAACAGAGGAGGAGAAGUGUCCUUUGAGGAGCAGCAGUCCAGAUGACGGCAUUUGCAGCCAGAGCUGGGGGGGAGAUGAUCCUUCAGGCCUGACAGCGGUGAGUCAGCUGGUCCGCCGUCACGUCCCGGAGGCUGUCUUCUUAGAGAGCAUCGGUCAGGAGAUCACAUACAUCCUGCCCUACGCCGGCGCACGCAGCGGCACCUUUGGCCCGCUCUUUGGAGAACUCGACGCUGCCCUGGAUGACCUCGGCCUCAGCAGCUACGGCAUCUCCGACACCACGCUGGAGGAGAUUUUUUUGAAAGUGGCCGAGGAUUCUGGAGUGGAUGCACAAACACCGACCAAAGAGAAGGCGCCGGUACGAGACUUAAAGGGGAGUUCUCGUGAAUCCAAACGCAGAAGUGUGUCCAGCAUCCACAGUGCAACACAGAAUGGGAUCAAUGGUUUAAAAGAAAAGUUUUCCAGUAAAGUUGAAGACCUCCAGAAGCAGGGGAGCGAAGGUGGGCGUGGCUCUACGGUUAUCGGCGGGUGGAGCCUGAUCAGGAGGCAGUUCUUGGCGCUGUUCAUCAAGCGCUUCCACCACGCCCGCAGGAGCCGCAAGGGACUCAUCGCGCAGGUGGUCUUACCUGCAUUGUUCGUGUGCCUGUCUCUCAUCUUCUCCCUCAUCGUGCCUUCGUUCAGAGAUUACCCCAGUCUGGAGCUGCAGCCCUGGAUGUACGGCCAGCAAAACACAUUUUACAGCAACGACGGCCCGGAUAAUGCCGAGGUUUCUCAAGUGGUGGAUACUUUAGUGAAUAACCCUGGCUUCGGUACUCGCUGCAUGUAUGGAGAUCCAAUACCGAAGCUGCCGUGUUCCCCGGGCGCCUCAGAUUGGCUCACACCGGCCGUGGAUCAGUCGGUCAGUGACAUCUUCCUCAACGGGAACUGGAGCAUGGCUAAUCCUUCUCCCGCGUGUCAGUGCAGCACUCCUAAACGCUCCAUUAUGUUACCUGACUGUCCGCCGGGAGCUGGGGGCCUUCCUCCGCCUCAGAGAGCCCAGAACACAACCGACACCCUGCAGGACCUGACUGGCAGAAACAUGACUGAUUUUCUCCUCAAAACAUUUAAGGAUCAGGGGAAAAACAGAUUUGGAGGCAUCUCGGUCGGUGGAAUCAACUCCCAAGUACUUCUGAGUGAAGCGGAGAUCGAACUCGCCUUCGUGGAACUCAAAGACAUUCUGGGUUCAGCACAGGAUAACACGACUGACGAGAUCCUGCAGAGGGCCGAGGUUCUGAUGAAGAGGCUUGGGACCAGAGACAACGUCAAGGUGUGGUUCUAUAACCUUGCCUGGCAUGGCAUGGUGUCCUUUUUGAAUAUUGCCAACAAUGCCAUCCUGCGCGGCAAUCUUCCUCCAGGACAGGACCCUCGCAGCUACGGCAUCUCUGUGUCCAACCACCCCCUGAACCUGACCAAGGAGCAGCUCAACUUUGUGGCUUUGGCGUCCUCCGCUAAUGAUGUCGUGGUGUCAAUCUGCGUCAUCUUCGCCAUGUCCUUCAUCCCGGCCAGCUUCGUCCUCUUCCUCAUCCAGGAGCGCGUCUCAAAAGCCAAACACUUGCAGUUCGUCAGCGGAGUCAACCCUGUCAUCUACUGGCUCGCCAACUUCGUCUGGGACAUGUGCAACUACUUUGUCCCUUGCGUCAUCGUGAUUGUCAUCUUUCUGUGCUUCCAAACCAAAUCGUACGUCUCCCCACCGAACCUGCCUGCAUUAAUUCUACUGCUCAGUUUAUACGGGUGGGCCAUUACUCCCCUCAUGUACCCGGCCUCGUUCCUGUUCAGCGUCCCCAGCACGGCGUACGUUGUUCUGACCUGCGUGAACCUGUUCAUCGGGAUCAACGGCAGCAUCGCCACGUUCGUCAUGGAGCUCUUACAAAACGAUACGAUCGUUCGCAUCAACGACAUCUUGAAGCAGGUGCUGCUCAUAUUCCCGCACUUCUGUCUGGGUCGAGGGCUAAUCGACAUGGCCAAGAACCAAGCCAUGGCCACGCUCUUCGACGGAUUUGGAGAGGACCGGUUCAAAGACCCUCUGGGCUGGGACAUGGUGGGCAAGAACCUGUGUGCGAUGUCCAUCCAGGGAGUGGUUAUGUUUGCCAUCACGCUUCUCAUCCAGUAUAAGUUUUUCUGCAAACCCAGGCUUCUGAAGUGGAAUCCUCCGUCGAAAGAGGAUGAAGAUAUCGAUGUGGCGAAGGAGAGGGAAAGGAUCUGCAGCGGCAACGGGCAGGCGGACCUGUUGAGGAUCUGCGAUUUGACCAAGGUGUACUCUCGGAAGAGUCCCCCCGCUGUGGACAGGCUCUGUGUGGGCGUGCCUGCUGCUGAGUGCUUUGGUUUGUUGGGAAUCAAUGGAGCCGGCAAAACCACCACAUUCAAGAUGCUGACAGGAGACAUUCCGGUCUCAGCUGGCGAGGCCUUCCUAAACGGAUACAGCAUUCGCACAGAGAUGAGGGAGGUCCACCAGAACUUGGGCUACUGUCCUCAGUUUGACGCCAUCAACGACCUUCUCACGGGACAGGAGCACCUGGAGUUCUACGCCCGCCUCCGAGGGGUGCCUGAAAACGAAGUUACCAAGGUGGCCGAGUGGGGAAUCCAGAAGCUGGGGCUGGUCAAGUAUUCCAACAAGCCUGCAGGGACGUACAGCGGUGGCAACAAGCGCAAACUCUCCACCGCCAUGGCUUUGAUCGGAUGCCCUCCCGUCAUCUUCUUGGACGAACCGACAUCAGGCAUGGACCCGAAAGCCCGGCGCUUCCUGUGGGACUGCAUUCUGGGCAUUAUUAAAGAGGGCCGCUCGGUAAUCCUCACUUCUCACAGUAUGGAGGAGUGCGAGGCGUUGUGCACCCGGAUGGCCAUCAUGGUGAACGGACGUUUCAAGUGCCUGGGCAGCAUCCAGCAUCUGAAAAACAGGUUUGGCGAUGGCUACACUCUGAUUGUGCGCGCUCCAGCUUUGAGGCCUGUGGAGGACUUUGUUUCUCAGACCUUUAGUGGCAGCGUCCUUAAGGAGAAGCACCACAACACUCUGCAGUACCAGAUCCCACACUCCCCUGGGGCUCUUGCCAACAUCUUCAGCCAGCUCAGCGCACACCAACUCGGGCUGGCCAUCGAAGACUACUCCGUGUCCCAGACCACGCUGGACCAGGUUUUUGUGAACUUUGCCAAAAACCAACACGAAGACGCAGCUUAUGACAACGACGUGGACAUAAGUGAUGAGUUUCCUCUGGAGGCGGUGAACACAAACGGCACCAUCAAAACUCACGACUAG
Knipowitschia caucasica is the source of this 6381-nucleotide messenger RNA. NCBI's taxonomy places the organism in Eukaryota, Metazoa, Chordata, Actinopteri, Gobiiformes, Gobiidae. The record is from the annotation of a GenBank genome assembly.